Molecule: messenger RNA, 2973 nt
Organism: Alternaria atra
Lineage: Eukaryota; Fungi; Ascomycota; Dothideomycetes; Pleosporales; Pleosporaceae
Exons: 1
Coding region: 1-2973 (990 amino acids)
Source: RefSeq, a predicted model, not a curated record
AUGGUAGCGAAGUCGAAGAGGAACGCGGCGCACGACAAGCGACACGAGAAUGGCCUUGCGGCCCCUGGCAAAAAGAUCACCAAGCAGAAGAGCAACCCGCAGCUUAAUGGCCACGCCAACGGGAAGACUCACGAGCCCACGCCGCCUGUCCCCAGCCAUGUAGACACGACCGAGAUGACGCAGCCGGCCAGCGCUCACGAUCCCUCAGCACCGGGGUCGAGUGCCCACGUCAACACCAUGGCCGCUGCACCAAAUGGCCGAAGCGGGGAGCGCACGCGCGCAGCAUCGGAUGCCUCACUAGACAACACCGUCGAGGCAUGUCGCUCGUACGACAAUGGCACUAAUGGGCCCUUUGAUCCCAUGCCCUCAGCUCUCCGCCGCGCCGACACCAAUGCCUCCAAGUCGGCCUCCAUCUCCAUGGCCAGCAUGCUCUCGGUGCCCGCCACCAUUCUCACGUCCUGUCCUCUGCGGGACGUUCUCGCCAUCCUCAUCAUCCUCCUCCAACUUCCCCCCACCGUCCUCACCGUCGUACAGUUCUUGUUCGCAACGCUUACUUUUGUCCCGCCCCAGGCCGGGACCCCCCUCUCCGCUCUCUCUGCCUUUCCCUCCUUCACCGACAUCUUCCAGGGCUCCGGCGGCACGCCCUCGCUCUUCACCACAAUCAUUGCCGAUACCGUCAUAUUGCUUAUAUGGCUGCUGUUAUGGGUACCUGCGCAGAAUUUCUUUCUUGAUCUUGCACAGGCCGUCAUUGCAAUAGCCCUCGGAGGUGCCGCAGCCGGGAAGAAAGGCACGACCAACAGCAUAGUAAUAUGUUUUGUCAUUAUUCUUUCAAGCCACGUCUUCAGAUUCAGGCCUCUUCGGCAACACAUCGUCCAGUUCCUCUGGACGGGGCUCGCCCGGGGAGGCCUUGAAUUUUUGACGAGCCCGCCGAGUACGCCAACUUAUUUGGAAAGCUUCUCGACCCCCCAUGGAUGGCCCCGCAGCCUCCUGGGUAUUCAUAUUUUGGCCCAAGGCGUCGUUCGUAUCAUUCGACGCUCUCUGUCUCGACGAGAACAUGCGACCUUACCCACUGGCAAGAAGACAGACCCCGAGUCUGGAACCCUGCAACGCUCCAACUCCACGAACCUCGAUCCCACUGCAGACGUGCCCAACUCCUCGAGUACCGAUGGCCGCCCACCGGGGCCGUCGCCCGCAGUGCUCAAAGACAAAGUGAGCACGGGUAGGAGAAAGAGGAAGCAAGCUACUCAUGUUCGUAGUCAGCAGCCGUUUUGGGCUGCACUUGCCAGUACAAAAGUUACAGUUUUAAAAGAGAUGGAAAGUAGCCGGGCGGCUAACGACGCCGACGAGGCUAACGCAAAAGACGCAAAUCACAUUGGAAACGCUGUUUAUAGAUCGGAGGACGAUCGUGUUUGGAUUUCAGAAGUCGGCUUUUCCGACAUUUCAUUUCGUGUUAGUUUAUCUGGUGGAGCUGGCCUUCAAGAGCAGGACGAUGAGGAUUCCAGUGUCGGGUCUGGGAUAGACAAGUCGAAGCCGUUCUACAUCCGCGUCAACGGCGCUGACUGGAGCUCAACCCGCAUCCGACAGAGCGAGCCUGUAGGUUUCCAGGGACAAGAGGAAACGGGCUACUGGGUAGGAGAAAUAUUUGGUCUGACGGCUCUCUCGAACUACUACUGCGAGUUUGUCCGGACCAACGACAACGAAGUCUUCUACUCAGCGAGUCUUAUUACCUCGGCCAGCCCAGUGACCGAACUUGGUAAGCACAGCAACUCCAGUAGCCUUUCUAUCCUAAUGCGUACCCCAGCUUCAGCCUCUAUUGCCUCUCCACCAGCGCAUCAGACUCUACGACCUUCUUCGCCGACGACAACAUUAAAGAACUCGAUUGCCGCAGCCGACCAGCAACUGCAAGAGCAGCGCAACCGCCUGAAGCGAAAUAAGAAGGACCACAAAACAGCCAUUACCAACAUCAAGAAAGAGGUGGAUACACUGGGCAACCGCCUUGCCAACGCCGGAGGUAGUGACGAGCGCCAGCGCCAGCGCGUCCUUCAAUUUACACAAAACAUCCGUCAGGCUGAAGACGCUGCCGCCGAGUUUGCCGUUCAAGCAGAAAAUUUGGGAAGCAUUCCUGAAGAUGAGGCUAAAGAGGCUGCAACAAGGAAGGCAGAGUGGAAGAAGGAGCGUGACAACAAGAACGCUGUUGCUAGCGAAUUCGACAAGACCAAGGAGGAGAUUGAGCGACAAGUGCAAAGUGUCGAGUCCGAUAUUUCUACUGCCUUUCAGAAGAGGGAGCGCCUUCAGCAGCGUCAAACCAGGCUCAACGAGCAACACGAUCGUCUCGUCACCGCCAACGCAGAAGGCUUUACCGCGAAGCAACGAAGGGAGCAAGAACGCACAGCUUUGCGAGCACAGCGUGCUGAAGUCGAGCACCAGUACCGGAGCAAUAUUAACGGCUACGAAAGGCGCACUGAGGAGCAGAAUGUCUCUACCAGUCAAAUUUUGCAGACCGUCCAGCAGUACGAAGAGCUUCUCCUUCAGCAAGCGCACCAGCACAUAUCGGUUCCUACCACUCCCGAAGGCAAUCUUCCAGGCACGACCAUGUCUCCCUACAGCAACGGUCUCUCCAGCUUCACGUUUCCAUCGAUGCACUCGCACAUGAACGGCACUCCUGGCUCCAUGCGCGGUGGUCGCGGUCGCUCCUCGUCGAUGCUCUCCAACGUCUCUGGAUUCACCGAUGCUUUCGACGAGCCCACAGCUUCAGGCACUUACGUUCUCGGCAACCCCUUCAGCACUCCUGGUCCAGUCAACGGCCGCAAUCGCAGUCACGGCAGUGGCAGCUUGAGCUCAGGUACAUCCAGUCAGAGUUCGAGUCAGCGAGAUCCGUUGAGUCCUGUUCAAAGCAUCAAGCCGAUGAUGGUGCGGAGCCCCACCAGUGGUAGUGGCAAUGGUCUGAUGAGUCCGAUUGGCACUGGCAGAUGA